Messenger RNA from Mucor mucedo, 1999 nucleotides. RefSeq lists its product as uncharacterized. The coding region runs from base 106 to 1659 and encodes 517 amino acids. The record is from RefSeq and is a predicted model, not a curated record. Lineage: Eukaryota; Fungi; Mucoromycota; Mucoromycetes; Mucorales; Mucoraceae. The transcript is spliced from 5 exons.
GCUUUUUUUUCAGCCUGCACGUAAAUCAUUCUCCAAACAUCUCGAGGUCACACACAUAUUUCUUCCCCUAAGAGUUUCUUUUACUUGGUAUACUAAUAACACACAAUGUCAAGUCAAGGUAUUGUUUUAGCAGAUUUCGUUCCCAGGGAAGUCCCCAAUUACGUCGAGGAGGAAGUAUUUUUCGAAGGGUCAGUAGCUGAAUAUGAAUUGUGGUUCGCAAACGGUCCCAAGCGUCAUGCAAACUGGGUAAUUCAGCAUACUUUUGGUUCAAGAAGAAGGGUCAUGCCUGGUCAAACUAUCGAUGAAGCGAGAACCUUAAAAGUUGUCAAACAAUUCGUUUGUGACCAUGCUGGAAAACCGGUUCACCGUAAUAAGUCUAUUAACAGCGACGGCAUACCCAACAAAAAAAGACGCGUUACUAAUCCUUCGAUCAAGGUCGGUUGUACCGCGAGAAUUCGAUACAAGGAGAUGUUAAACGGUCGUGUUUACGUUACUUACUCUUGGGCUCACACCAACCAUAAUCCUGUAGAUUUGCACGAUUAUGCAGGAUACAAACUUCCUCCGGAGGGCAAAGACUGGAUUAAAGAACAUGUUGACAACGAUAUGGACUCUGUGACAAUUAAGUCUCUUUUGCACUUGGAUAAUAAAACAUCAGAAAACACUGAAAUAAAUGUAGAUCCCAAAGGUGUACUUCCAUCGACGUUAAUAAAUCAUAAAGCCGUGCAGAAUUUAAUCUAUAAAAGGCUUGAACAGUCAAGAAAGAAUGAACUGGAAAAUAGAGACGUAGAGAAUAUGAUUAAAUCUUUACGCGAUGAAAGCUAUCAAACCUUCGUGUAUUCCAAUCAAGAAGAUGGGCAUCUCAUAAUCGGAUGGCUUUCCCCUUGGCAAAAAAAGCUGCUAGAAUCCUCAAACGAAUGGUGCUUGGUUUUAACUCCAACGACAUGCAAGUCAUUUAUAAACAAAUACACUGUUUGUGAGUUGGUAACCAUUAUGGUACGCAACGCUACGAAUAGAGGCAUACCUGUUGCAUGGUUUACUACCAGUAUUGUUUCUGACUUCGCUUUGAUCAAAUGUCUAAGCUGGCUGAGGGACAACAACGAUUUGCAAGUUAAGAAAAUAAUGAUCGACGGUAGUCCAACUGAAAAUUUAGCAAUCAAGAAUGUUUUUGGAGAUAGCGUUGGUAUUUCAGUAUGCAAUUGGCAUAUUGAAAAAACUUGGGGGAGCCAAAUCGAGCAGUUACUCGAGGCGACCAAUGAUAAAGAGCAUAUGAAGACAGUUUUUAGAACCGAGUUAAACGUGCUGAUGUAUGCUGAAACCAAAGAUGUAUUCUACACAAAUUGGUCACUGUUCAAAAAAAAUUAUGAAGGAAGUCAUGGUUCUUUUGUCAAUUAUGUCGAGACGACCUGGUUUCCCAAGAGAGCAGAUUGGGUGAAGGCAUGGAGAGUGGAUACAUCUUUUCAUACUACUAAUGAUAUGGUUAAUUCAUACUGUGUUAAACUUAAACUCUUACACCCACGUGUAACGAAAGUUACGAGACUAAGAACCAUGAUUUUUAAUCUUUCCCGUGGGAUGGAGCUUGAAUUUAGGCAAAAUAACUUGUUUGAUUACAAUGUGCUUUCUAAUCUCACAAGUAGGUGCCGUCAAUCUGUUUAUUUAUAGAAAAUAAAUCUUUGUGUCAAAAAUCUUCAUUGGUGAUGUACCUGAAGUCACACGAUACAUCUUGGAUUCCAGGGCGAUGGUCUUGUUAAGCUAUUUCGGUACUAUGUGCUAUUUGGGUGAUUUCUAAAGAUGCGAGGUUUCAUGGCUUCUGGAAUACUAGAUGUAGACUACUAGUUCUGAAUAACAUCACCUUUCACAAUUUGUUUACAUAGUAGCGGUUUGGGGAUAUUUAACAUGCUAUUAAAAGGAUAUUUAACAAUGCUUUUUCAUUGAUAAGCAUAUUUCAUGUGUAUUAGAUUAAGAGCAGGAACUGUCUUUGUAAUUCAAGGCGGUAUCUCAC